GGGGAGUCAAUGCGUUUAUGGAAGCAUUCCAUGGGAUCCACUGAUUGAAACGGGUUUAGUUUGGUUCUGCAGUCAGACACUCUGAGGUGACGCAUACACCCAGGCUACCACACUUACACUGAGAGAAAGGCUACAUCUCGAACAACAUCAAAUAAAAUAUGUAAUUCCAGAAAUCAGAAUCAUAUCAGAAGUUUAUCUGGCAUAAAGACGUCUGGCUGAAUCAUAUCAGGAGUUUAUCUGGCAUAAAGACUUCUGAGUGAGCGUUAACUUCGCGCGCAUUAGUAAUGCAUGAGUAGUGGGAGGGGGCUGACCGCGCACGAUGCCCCCCAAUAGACUCUCGAGACAUUGUCAUGGAAAGAGACCACCGCCUCGUUAUUGUCUCGCGGACUGCCAAGUUUAUUAUAAACACUGCGCGAGCUGGCCGGUGCGCUGUCAUACUGAGCGCAAGGCGAGGUGGUCCGGAAGGGAGCGAGAGCGAAACUGACGUGGGUGGAAGAGGAAGAUACUGAUACUGAGAGAGAAAAGAAAGAGAUUUCAGGAAUAUUGCUUUCAAGGAAGAGCGAGAGACGUGAAGAAAGACAUAUAUAUAUGGUAAAAAUAACAUUCUGCUUUGACUGAAAACAAGAAAACCAAAUUGAGAGCGGGACUGAACUCGGGGACCUAAAGCUCGUCAUUGGAGAAAUUUGAAAAACGGAAUUCAUUCUGUGGUGUUUUUUCAGCUUUAACCGUUUUAAUUCCUCUCGAAUCCUGAGAAGUACAUUUCAUCCAGCGCUCGCCCCAGAGUUGUCGUCCUCACGCCUCCAUGUAUAAAAUGGAUUACUCCUACCUGAACUCAUAUGACUCGUGCAUGGCGGCCAUGGAGGCAUCGGCCUACGCGGACUUCAGCUCGUGCAGUCAGGCCAGCUCGUUCCAGUACAACCCGAUCCGGACCGGGUUCGGUGCCAACCCGGGAUGCGCACCCCUGAGCACCGCUAGCUGCACACUGGGGUCCCUUCGGGAGCACCAGCCCACACCCUACUCCACAGUUCCAUAUAAGUUCUUCUCGGACCCAUCCGGUUUAAACGAGAAGCGGAAACAGCGGCGCAUAAGGACCACCUUCACGAGCUCACAGCUGAAGGAGCUGGAGCGUGUGUUCGCGGAGACGCACUACCCCGACAUCUACACGCGCGAGGAGCUUGCGCUCAAGAUCGACCUUACCGAGGCGCGGGUGCAGGUAUGGUUCCAGAACCGGCGGGCUAAGUUCCGUAAGGUGGAGCGUGCUGCCAACUCUAAAUCCAGUAACGGGACCGGGGCCUCCGGAGGGAAUAGUGGCAAUACUGGGGGGAAAAAGGGCGAGCCCAGAUCUUCCUCAGAUGAUGACGAAUCAAAAGAGUCCACCUGCAGUCCCACCCCUGACAGCACUGCCUCUCUGCCCGGCUCAGCCAAUGGGAACAUGGGUAGCCCUGCCAGCCUCAGCCCCAGCCCUGCCCCUGCUAAUGGUGGCUACGCUAACACCUCCAGCUCCCCCGUUCUGCAGGGGCUCAAACCCCCUGGCUGGCCCAGCCUAGGGCCCACCCACCCAGGAAUGGCCCAACCCACAGCCCAUGCUCCAGAGCUGCUGAAGGCGUGGCAGCCGGCAGACAGUAUGACAGGGCCUUUCGCUGGCGUGCUCUCCUCCUUCCACCGGAAACCCAAUGCUCUCAAGACUAACCUGUACUAGAGACAAUGAACAGAGAUGUCUAGUAUAACUGCUGUAUAUCUAUACAGACUAUCUGUACUAGAGACAAUGAACAGAGAUGUCUAGUAUAACUACUGUAUAUCUAUACAGACUAUCUGUACUAGAGACAAUGAACAGAGAUGUCUAGUAUAACUACUGUAUAUCUAUACAGACUAUCUGUACUAGAGACAAUGAACAGAGAUGUCUAGUAUAACUACUGUAUAUCUAUACUCUCCUUCCCCCUCUAUCUACUGCCCCCCAGAGCGGGACUACCCCUUUCAUUUAUUACUACCCGGACUCUCUAAGUGACAGUUGUAGUUUGUGAAUAUGUGUUUGUGUUGAAGUGUGUGUAACAUGCAUCUCAUACGGGGUGUGUGUGUGUCAGUUGUUCUGUAUGUUCUCACUCCAACAAAGCUACACCCCCCCCAACACACACACUAUAUACAGUCCAAAAGGCAUUAGUAGACAUUGUGCACUUAGUAACAGUAACUCCUAGCCCCUGUACCCCUGUACCCCUGAUUAGUAACAGUAGCUCCUAGCCCCUGUACCCCUGAUUAGUAACAGUAGCUCCUAGCCCCUGUACCCCUGUACCCCUGAUUAGUAACAGUAGCUCCUAGCCCCUGUACCCCUGUACCCCUGAUUAGUAACAGUAGCUCCUAGCCCCUGUACCCCUGUACCCCUGAUUAGUAACAGUAACUCAUAGCCCCUGUACCCCUGUACCCCUGAUUAGUAACAGUAACUCCUAGCCCCUGUACCCCUGUACCCCUGAUUAGUAACAGUAGCUCCUAGCCCCUGUACCCCUGUACCCCUGAUUAGUAACAGUAACUCCUAGCCCCUGUACCCCUGAUUAGUAACAGUAGCUCCUAGCCCCUGUCCCCCUGUACCCCUGAUUAGUAACAGUAACUCCUAGCCCCUGUACCCCUGUACCCCUGAUUAGUAACAGUAGCUCCUAGCCCCUGUACCCCUGAUUAGUAACAGUAGCUCCUAGCCCCUGUACCCCUGUACCCCUGAUUAGUAACAGUAGCUCCUAGCCCCUGUACCCCUGAUUAGUAACAGUAACUCCUAGCCCCUGUACCCCUGUACCCCUGAUUAGUAACAGUAGCUCCUAGCCCCUGUACCCCUGUACCCCUGAUUAGUAACAGUAGCUCCUAGCCCCUGUACCCCUGUACCCCUGAUUAGUAACAGUAGCUCCUAGCCCCUGUACCCCUGUACCCCUGAUUAGUAACAGUAACUCAUAGCCCCUGUACCCCUGUACCCCUGAUUAGUAACAGUAACUCCUAGCCCCUGUACCCCUGUACCCCUGAUUAGUAACAGUAACUCAUAGCCCCUGUACCCCUGUACCCCUGAUUAGUAACAGUAACUCCUAGCCCCUGUACCCCUGUACCCCUGAUUAGUAACAGUAACUCCUAGCCCCUGUACCCCUGAUUAGUAACAGUAGCUCCUAGCCCCUGUCCCCCUGUACCCCUGAUUAGUAACAGUAACUCCUAGCCCCUGUACCCCUGUACCCCUGAUUAGUAACAGUAGCUCCUAGCCCCUGUACCCAUGAUUAGUAACAGUAGCUCCUAGCCCCUGUACCCCUGUACCCCUGAUUAGUAAGAGUAGCUCCUAGCCCCUGUACCCCUGAUUAGUAACAGUAACUCCUAGCCCCUGUACCCCUGUACCCCUGAUUAGUAACAGUAGCUCCUAGCCCCUGUACCCCUGAUUAGUAACAGUAGCUCCUAGCCCCUGUACCCCUGAUUAGUAACAGUAACUCCUAGCCCCUGUACCCCUGAGUAGUAACAGUAACUCCUAGCCCCUGUACCCCUGUACCCCUGAUUAGUAACAGUAGCUCCUAGCCCCUGUACCCCUGGUUAGUAACAGUAACUCCUAGCCCCUGUACCCCUGUACCCCUGGUUAGUAACAGUAACUCCUAGCCCCUGUACCCCUGAUUAGUAACAGUAGCCCCUAGCCCCUGUACCCCUGGUUAGUAAGAGUAACUCCUAGCCCCUAUACCCCUGUAUCCCUGAUUAGUAACAGUAACUCCUAGCCCCUGUACCCCUGUACCCCUGAUUAGUAACAGUAACUCCUAGCCCCUGUACCCCUGGUUAGUAACAGUAACUCCUAGCCCCUGUACCCCUGAUUAGUAACAGUAACUCCUAGCCCCUGUACCCCUCUACCCCUGAUUAGUAACAGUAGCUCCUAGCCCCUGUACCCCUGAUUAGUAACAGUAACUCCUAGCCCCUUUACCCCUGAUUAGUAACAGUAGCUCCUAGCCCCUGUACCCCUGUACCCCUGAUUAGUAACA
Salmo salar (Atlantic salmon) is the source of this 3980-nucleotide messenger RNA. It is a transcript of the gene phox2a, whose product is annotated as paired like homeobox 2A. Gene Ontology annotation, biological process: regulation of transcription by RNA polymerase II. NCBI's taxonomy places the organism in Eukaryota, Metazoa, Chordata, Actinopteri, Salmoniformes, Salmonidae. The record is from RefSeq and is a predicted model, not a curated record. Gene Ontology annotation, molecular function: RNA polymerase II transcription regulatory region sequence-specific DNA binding; DNA-binding transcription factor activity, RNA polymerase II-specific.